GUUUGCAUUUGCCCCUUGAAACAGUGCUUUUGAGAAAACAUUUCCCGACAAUUCUUUCUCAAUUUUCAAUGCCACUGCAAAACCAAUGGUUGAAUAAAUGAACUAUUCCUGUCAUUCAUGUCAAACACAACACACUUGGGCCAUGCUUAGAAUGACACACUAAAUGGGCCAUUCCGGGCUAUAGCACAAAGUCUUACAAUGCUGGAUUUAGCCUUACCAGGGUGUAAUGUGUUGGGGUCAAACAACAUGCCAUCUUCCCUGUUUUUUGAGUUUGGGAGCAGCUCUCAGCUCUUCGCUUUUUCUUCUUCAAGCUACAAAAAUGCUAGAAAAUGACAGAAUUUUGGAAGGCUUUCUAUUUGGAUGGGAAAAAUUCCAUUCCAUCAAUCACAAACAACCAUCAAAACCCAAACCCAAUCCUCAAAUAAAGCAGCAAUGGUCGAUGGUCAUGAUCAGAGACUCUCUUCCACACGACGACCUCUCCAUCUUCCCUCCCGUCGACCACGAAAAUCUUCCCAAUCAAAUUCAACAACAACAUAACCCGCCUUCCAGUUCAACUCUUUCACCACCACGGCCAGGUGCCAGCGAGGUCAUCCCAGCAUCCGCUGGUGGCGGGAUCGGAGAAUGGUUGGGAAUCGGGCUUGAGAUUUUGCGCGCCAAGAUGGUGAGCAUCGCUUGUUAUUUCGGUUACAAAAAUGGGACAAUGGGGAGGGCAUUUGGGUCUCUUGGAAGGGUUAUUGGGGUAGCGGUGGCGGCGGUGUUGUGGUGGCUUUGCAGGCGGCGGACGUGUAGGAAAGAGAGCGUGGAGCAGUUGAAGAGGAGUAUAAAGGAGAAAGAUGAGAAAAUUAGAGGACUGUUAAACCAGAUUGCUGAAAUGAAUCAACUAUUGGUAGCACGUCAUAAAGCUUUAGCUUCAAACCGGACCCAUUUAUAGCAUCUGUUUGAGAUGUUAGGUAAAUUUUCCGAAAUUCAUAAAAUAAUAUAUGUAAUAUAUAUUAGCAUGAACUAGUGUAUAUUUGUAGACUUGGUUGUUUCUUCAUCUGACAAUCAUUUUAGCCCUCAGUCAUGAUCAUCCCUUCCUUGCUUUCGCCA
Messenger RNA from Theobroma cacao (cacao), 1089 nucleotides. RefSeq lists its product as uncharacterized. Lineage: Eukaryota; Viridiplantae; Streptophyta; Magnoliopsida; Malvales; Malvaceae. The record is from RefSeq and is a predicted model, not a curated record.